GAUCUCUUGACGUCAUUCAAGGGCGUCCCACGCUUCCUAAGCACCACCUUAAACUAGAACAUGGGAUUUGUUCAAUUAUUUGCAAAUAACAAAAAUGGUCAAUUUUCGGAAACAGAAGAAAGAAAAAAAGAAGAAGGAAAAAACGAGGAGAAGACAAAAGGAAGAAGGAAUGAAACGAUAUGUGAGUUUGAGGGAAAAAUGAAAGAAGAAUCGAAUGGAGGGAAGUGAGAGAAAGAGAAAGAAAGCGCUCGCGCAAUAGAAAGGGGAAUCAAUCUGAGAGAGACACUAAAUGAGGAAGCAUAGGAAGCAUAUACAAGUCAUUCAGACUCGAACCACCGUGCUGUACAAGUUGGUUGGUUGCGUCUCAAAUUUUACCGGUACGCGUGACAAAACUUAUACAUAUAUAGAUAUAUUGAAGAAAAACAAUUUUUUAUUUUCCUCUAUAUGUUGCAUAGAAAAAAAGGAAUCUAUUUUUCACAAUCGGCAUGAAGUUUUAGAAAGACAAAAAUCCGUGAGUGCCUCAAUCUUCAAUUUGAUGAUUGACCAGGAAUUUUAAACAAAAGGAAAAUCACUCUCUCUAGAUUAUUGGAAAUAUAUUUUACGCGCGAAAAUGUCGAAAUCGGGAAGUAUAAAAGGAAGUAUAAAGGGGAGUUUAAAGGAAGGAGAAAAAGGAUCUUACGAUCCAGUUCCAGUGAAUGGAGAUGGAGGCGAUGAAAUAAAAUUAGAAGCAAAAAUGUCACUUCUCAAUGGUGUCACAGUAAUUGUUGGUUCAAUUAUUGGUUCCGGUAUUUUUGUCAGUCCAAAAGGUGUUCUAGAAUACACGGGAAGUGUUAAUUCCAGUUUAAUAGUAUGGACAGCCUCCGGUCUCUUCUCGAUGGUGGGAGCAUAUUGCUACGCUGAACUGGGAUGUAUGAUAAGAAAAUCAGGAGCAGAUUAUGCAUAUAUUAUGGAAACUUUUGGGCCUUUUAUGGCCUUCGUUCGAUUAUGGAUCGAGUGUAUGAUAGUGAGGCCUUGCAGUCAGGCAAUUGUCGCUUUGACUUUUAGCAAAUACGUACUGAAGCCUAUGUUCCCAGAAUGUGAACCUCCUGCGGAAGCUGCUGCCCUACUGGCUGCAUGUUGCAUAUUUACUCUGGCGUUUAUCAAUUGUUGGGACGUAAAAUGGGCAACGAGGGUACAAGAUGUAUUUACAUAUGCCAAACUCCUAGCUCUAUUCAUUAUUAUAUUUGCUGGUGCUUAUCAAUUCUGUACUGGACACACUGAACAUUUUACAUUUGAAAAUUCAAAAACUGAAGUAACGAGCAUUGCGCUAAGUUUUUAUUCAGGUUUAUUUGCAUAUAAUGGAUGGAAUUACUUGAAUUUUAUCAUUGAAGAAUUAAAGGAUCCAGUGAGAAAUUUACCUUUGGCUAUUGGAUUGUCGUGCACUUUAGUAACAAUCGUUUACGUAUUCACAAAUGUUGCUUUUUACACGACUCUUAGCCCUCUGGAAGUUUUGGGAAGUGAAGCCGUUGCAGUGACAUUCGCCAAUCAAUUAUUUGGCCUAUUCGCUUGGACGAUUCCAGUUUUCGUAGCGUUAUCAUGUUUUGGCGCAGUGAACGGUAUUUUAUUGACUUCAUCGCGACUUUUCUACGCGGGAGCAUGCGAAGGACAAAUGCCGGAACUUUUGACAAUGAUUCAAACAUCAAGACUAACACCAGCACCUGCAGUUUUGUGCAUGGCUCUACUGUCAAUGGUGUACCUGUUUUUCCCUGAUAUUAAUAGUUUGAUUAAUUACGUAGGAUUCGCUACUUGGCUUAGCAUAGGCGUAUCGGUUCUCUGCGUUCCUUGGUUGAGAUGGGCUCAGCCUAAUUUGCCAAGGCCGAUCAAGGUGAAUUUAGCAUUUCCCAUUGUCUACAUCCUCGCGACUUUGUUCGUUACCAUCGUUCCCAUGUACGCCAGUCCUCUCGACACUGGAUACGGUUGCCUCAUGAUACUUUCCUCAGUACCUGUUUACUUUUUGUUUAUUGCGUGGAAGAAAAAACCGAAAUUCUUCCAAAAAGGUGUUGGCGCCGCUACAAAAAGUUUGCAGAAGCUGUUGGUGGUCGUCGGACCAAGAUCAAAGUUUGCAUGUCGCAUUGAACAUCAGAACUACAAAACACGCUCCACUGUUUAUGGUACAUACCUUGUGGAAAAAGAAAUUGGCGAUAGUGGUUUUUCAAAUGGAUCGUCUCUAAUCAAUGAUCUCGAAAUUUUUUCCCAUAAUUGGAAUAAAUUAUAAAUCACGUUCAAAGUUUUUAGGAGACAAGGAUUUACCUGUGAUAUUGUUUAGAAAUAUUUCUCUUUUCUUUCUAAAGACAAAAGAGAAACAUAGACGUUAAAAAACUGUUAUUUAAUUUAUUCUUAACUUUUUCACUUGUAAAAAUACUUUUACAAUGUUUUUUAUAUAUAUAAAACUGUUAAUUUUUUUUAAAAGCAAAUUUAGUAGCAGGUUACAUUUAAUUUAGCCACUAAAAUAUUUUUAGUUUUACAUCUAAUAUUAAAUUGGAGAAAUUGUUAAUUGAAUUGUUAAUCUGUUCAUUGUUAUUGAUUUCGUAAAGUUGAUUUUCUUUAAAUUUGUCGUAUUUAGAGGGAAAAAAUAUUUUAACUUUCUAAAAUUGUUCUAAUUUUAAGAGAAUUUCGUAGUUUAUUUUUUAUGAGAAGCCAAUUUCUUUUUAUGGUUCGAUGUAAUAUUUAUAGGGACAUGCUGAUAACAAAAUAUAUCUACGCAAUUAAACAAAAGAUGAUGAGAUUUUGUUUGCAAUAAUUAUGUAAAUAUUUUGGAAAAUUGAUCUCAUUUA
Molecule: messenger RNA, 2813 nt
Organism: Leptopilina heterotoma
Lineage: Eukaryota; Metazoa; Arthropoda; Insecta; Hymenoptera; Figitidae
Product: Y+L amino acid transporter 2
Exons: 13
Coding region: 611-2254 (547 amino acids)
Biological process (GO): amino acid transmembrane transport
Cellular component (GO): membrane
Molecular function (GO): L-amino acid transmembrane transporter activity
Source: RefSeq, a predicted model, not a curated record